AAACAGGCCCUUAACACACAAGCAUAAUCUCAUAAAAUACUCUCCACCCAUAAACAAAACACAAACAACUCCGAGACCAACGCCUAGUUUCUUUCUGCUCCAGCAGGUGUAGCUUUCAAGAAAAACAAGAUUAUAAUCAUGGAGGUGUUUGCAGAGUUUUCUUCUUAAAAAACCCAAAUCUCCAUUUUUUAUUACACAAUUUUUUAUUAUUCUAUCCCCUUUAUCUUCUUUCCCCAAAAACAAUAUUGUUUAUAUUUACUUCUGUCCUCCUCUACUUUGUUUCAUAAGCAACAUCUUUGUUUACAUUUUUUUCUAAGCAACAAAGAGAGACCACCACACAACACAUCACCAGAAAGCCCCAUAUCACCAAAACAGCUCCACCCCGUUGAAGAUUCCUCAAAAGGGUCACUAAAAAUGGUGGAGAUGAGCCAGAUGACCAAGAAUUUAAGCAGGAAAAAUAGCAAAGGAUUUGUAGUGAAAAUGAGGUUUCUGCACAAAAGAUCCCAGGCUGAGAAAGCUAACUCAAUCUUCUGGUACAGAUAUUUCAAAUGGCUUCUCUGGUUCUCUCUAUCUUCUUAUUUCUUCGUCUCUUUUCUCAUUACUCGGAGCUCAAAUCCCAUCAAGCCCACCUCAUUUUCUCUGCCCAAGCACUCAUUCUCUCGCGCCCUCAUUGAAUCUCAACACCCCAUUACCCACCCAGGAUUAUUGAAUGGCAUGAAGGUCUAUGUAUACAAUCUCCCACCAAAAUACAACAAUGACUGGCUCAAAAAUCCCAGAUGCAAAAACCAUUUAUUUGCAUCCGAAGUGGCGAUACACAAAGCAUUAUUAACGAGCCAGUUCAGGACUCUUGAUCCAUCAGAAGCUGAUUUUUUCUUCGUACCGGUUUAUGUUUCGUGUAAUUUUAGCACGGUUAAUGGGUUCCCAGCAAUCGGUCAUGCCAGGGCUCUUAUAUCUUCUGCUGUGCAGCUCAUUUCUUCGGAGCACUCGUUUUGGAAUCGGAGUCGUGGGUCUGAUCAUGUUUUUGUUGCGUCUCAUGAUUAUGGUGCUUGUUUUCAUGCCAUGGAGGAUGUGGCUAUGGCUGAAGGAAUACCGAAGUUCAUGCAAAACUCAAUUGUGUUGCAAACAUUUGGUGUGAAAUACAAACACCCGUGUCAAGAAGUGGAGAAUGUGGUGAUACCUCCGUACAUUUCGCCGGAAAAUGUAAAGUCAACGCUGGCGAAGUCACCGGUCAAUGGUCGCCGGGAUAUAUUCGCGUUUUUCCGGGGCAAGAUGGAAGUCCAUCCAAAGAAUAUUAGUGGACGUUUUUACAGCAAGAGGGUGAGAACGGAGAUAUUGAGAAAGUACGGUGGUGACCGGAGAUUUUACUUGAAGAGGCAUCGAUUUGCCGGUUACCAGUCAGAAAUUGUACGGUCAGUGUUUUGUUUAUGUCCUCUUGGGUGGGCCCCGUGGAGUCCUCGACUCGUAGAAUCCGUCGCAUUGGGAUGCGUGCCGGUUAUAAUAGCAGAUGGUAUCCGGUUGCCGUUUGAGUCCUCCGUGAACUGGCCGGAAAUUUCGCUGACCGUGCGGGAAAAAGACGUCGGAAAACUAGGUGCCAUCCUGGAACAUGUGGCAAGAACUAAUCUUACAGCUAUACAGAGGAAUAUGUGGGACCCGGCAACAAGGAGGGCCCUACUGUACAGUGAUCCAAUGGAAGAUGGGGACGCUACGUGGCAGGUCCUGAAUGAGCUGUCAUUGAGGUUGAGUAGGUCCCACAAGAGGGUUUCCAGCGUAUAGGAACGUGACACGUAGGAUAGAGAUAAUGGUGACAUGGCAUUGACAGCUUAAAAGGAGUUGGCGCACUUUCCAAUGCAUAUUAUGGAGUAGACAGCUUGGAUUUGUUGGAAUCGUCGUAUAAAAUUUUCGGGACUUGAGUCGCAAAUGGGGGUAUAGUUGGAAGACAGCUAAGGUUUGUGGGGCCCAUUCCGGCCAUGCGGGGAAUGGCGUACGUGGCAUGUUAUGAUUGGUGGAUGGUUGGGUGUGGGGUAUGUAGAGACAAGGUGUAUAUAUUAUACAUGUGCAUGUGAAAAAGAUGAAAGGAAUAUAGAGUGUGGGUGCGUUGUGUGUGUUUAGAAUGUGGAGUUUGUGAAGAACUUCACGCUGAUUCAACGCAUAAUUCUUUACAAUUUUUUGGUGUACAAAUUCAAAGUGGGAAAAGGUUAAAUAAAAGCGAAUAUUUUGCUGGA
This is a messenger RNA of Daucus carota subsp. sativus, 2222 nucleotides long. Its product is annotated as probable glucuronoxylan glucuronosyltransferase F8H. The coding region runs from base 415 to 1773 and encodes 452 amino acids. Gene Ontology annotation, molecular function: glycosyltransferase activity. Gene Ontology annotation, biological process: glucuronoxylan biosynthetic process. The record is from RefSeq and is a predicted model, not a curated record. NCBI's taxonomy places the organism in Eukaryota, Viridiplantae, Streptophyta, Magnoliopsida, Apiales, Apiaceae. The transcript is spliced from 4 exons.